AUGAUCAAAUUCAUCCUCGUCCAAAAUCGACAAGGCAAGACCCGGCUAUCCAAAUGGUACACACCCUAUGACGACGACGAGAAGGUCAGAUUACGCGGCGAGGUGCAUCGCCUGAUCGCGCCUCGAGAUCAGAAAUAUCAGUCCAACUUUGUCGAGUUCCGGAGCGACAAGAUCGUCUACCGCCGAUAUGCCGGUCUCUUCUUCUGCUGCUGCGUCGAUUCGAACGAUAAUGAGCUGGCAUACCUCGAAGCUAUACAUCUCUUCGUGGAGGUCCUUGAUGCAUUCUUCCAGAACGUCUGUGAAUUGGAUCUCGUCUUCUCCUUCUACAAGGUCUACGCAAUACUAGACGAAAUCUUCCUUGCGGGCGAAAUAGAAGAGACGAGCAAGCAAGUCGUUCUCGAUAGGUUAGACUACCUCGAGAAGCUGGAAUAA
This is a messenger RNA of Dioszegia hungarica, 432 nucleotides long. Its product is annotated as AP complex, mu/sigma subunit. Gene Ontology annotation, molecular function: clathrin-cargo adaptor activity. The record is from RefSeq and is a predicted model, not a curated record. Lineage: Eukaryota; Fungi; Basidiomycota; Tremellomycetes; Tremellales; Bulleribasidiaceae. The transcript has 5 exons. Gene Ontology annotation, cellular component: AP-2 adaptor complex; intracellular membrane-bounded organelle. Gene Ontology annotation, biological process: clathrin-dependent endocytosis; protein transport. Bases 1 to 432 code for a protein of 143 amino acids.